This is a messenger RNA of Polypterus senegalus (gray bichir), 1581 nucleotides long. RefSeq lists its product as uncharacterized. Bases 567 to 1454 code for a protein of 295 amino acids. Lineage: Eukaryota; Metazoa; Chordata; Cladistia; Polypteriformes; Polypteridae. The transcript is spliced from 7 exons. The record is from RefSeq and is a predicted model, not a curated record.
AUGGGGAUUGUGCCAGCUGUGGCUCCGCUGGUGCGUCUCGCUGAGCCGGUCCUCCGAGCUCUGCCUGCUCGCAGCUCUCCCGUGCGCCUGGCCGACAAACAAAGAAGUCAAAUCAGCUGUGGAGAAGCGAGGGCAGACUGUGUAUUUACGCGGCAGCCGCGUCCAUCGAUGCUGUUGGAUGAGGCGGACACCGUGUGCAUAUCGGCGGCACAUCCCGGGCGAGUAGUGGACACAAGGAACCGAUCGCUUUGUCCUAAACUGCAUAGAGAGACAGAGGUCCUUAUUUACAAACACACGGGUUUUGACUUAUUCUAAGAUCAAAAAAUGAGUUUGUGAUUCAACAGUUACCAUGAAGAAACCGUACAGUGAAUUAGGUUUAUCCUGUACGACUAUUUGUUGUGAACAGUACCACGAACUCAGGCAGGGACACAUUCACUUUUGUCGCGCCUUCCAUAGAUGAAAGUAAGUUCGUAAGUUCAAGUAUUGGGCCCUAUUCGACAAAAGACGCUUUGGAGAAAUCAAACUCGUGCGGACGGAUUUGAAUCUCAGGGUUGACGGUCUCCGCCAUGGCUCACGGUAGUCUACCUCCUAUCGACACCCUCCCGCAGUGGUCCAGGGUUUUACACUUCGACACAAGUCGCCGACCUCGGCCCCAGCGACCCUCACCUUUGUCCCCUACCGCGCACAAUUUUCAGUCGCAGCGAAUCUCCGCGCUGGAGAAGAGCCUACAGUUUCUGCAGCAGCAGCACAGCGAAACGCUGGAAAAGCUCCACCAGGAGAUCGAGCAGCUAAGGAGAAAGAAUAAAGAUUUGCAGUACCGCUUGAUCAUGGGGUCCCAGCAGAGCCACAAAGGUUCUUUUGGGAAUCUGUCAUAUCAAUCCUUUGGAGCAGAAACCGAGGGCCACACGGAAGUAGAAACAGCCCCACCAAACCCUCCUACUGAAGCAUCCCUGGGUACACUCAAGAGAGACAACACAGAAAGUGGAUCCGAACUCAUCACGCUGCACACUCAAGGCCCAGGUGUUGAUUACAGAAACUUACACAUCAACUCACUGUAUCCCCUGUUGAUCCAUACAAGUCAGAAUGACUGCCCACGGGCACCAAACAUGCAAGAAUGUCAAGUUCUCAUCCAGCAGCUUUAUCAUGCCAACCGCCUUCAGGCCAGAGAAAUUUUACGCGUGAAGUCUGUUGUGAAGGAUUUUAUAUGCAACAAAUUACCACCUAACACAUAUAUAAUAAGAAAAAAUUACAUGGCAGAUCAUUCCAGUGUUCAAAACCCUGUAGAAUUUCCAAAGUUAUCCUUUAAGGCAAUGAGAAAGGGGUCUAAAUCUCAAGUUUCAAGUUCAAUGAAAACUGCCCUUCCUGUUCUGAAACAAGAUGUCUCAGGUAGCUUUGAUGAAAGCCAGAGAACACAGAAAAAAUCAGCUUUCCACAGUACCAAAUUCAAGGAGUAAAACUAUACAUAACCAGAAGUCCUAUAAACAACCCAUCCCACCCUACAAAAAAGAUCAAAUUUGGACUACAGCUGCUAUUUUCUCUUUGUAAAAAACUGAAAAAAAAAAAAAAUCAAACAUCAUGUGG